AUGAAGUUCAGUGUUAUAGUUUUGUUCUUGAAUCCGAGUUAUGGGGCCCGGUGGUUGAGUAGCAACAGUGAGUCGAGUAUGCCCGAGUUCACUGGCUACAACGCUUAUGAUAUCUUAAGAGUCUCGGAGAACAGCUCACUGGCUGAAAUCAAAGCUUCUUUUCAUAAAUUAGCGAAAGAAACUCAUCCUGACCUCGCUCAUCACUCAAAUGCGGUUAAUUCACACCGUUUCAUUCAAAUCCUUGCGGCUUAUGAGAUUCUUUCGGACUCUGAAAAGAGGGCGCACUACGACAGUUAUUUGUUAUCUCAGAGAAAGACAAAGAUAGUGAUAGAGCCAGAACAUUGUAGACAAGGUUCGACAUUGCACACGUACGAAUCGCGAAUGACUACGAAUGAAGAGAUGGAAGUCGUCGAAUGGUUGAAGUGGUAUAGAUUGGCUGUAAAUGAUAUAUUGUCUCAGAGAAAGGUGGUGGUUGGAACUGGUUAUUUUGAUGCACUUGAAGCUGAUUUUUAUUCAGCCAUACGUGCAGCUUAUUAUGGGCCUGUAGUUGAGUCUAUGGAUUUUCUUCCUCCCCAGUUUGAGGCAGAGGAAAGGUCUGUCUAUGAAACUCCUGAGGUUCUGCAUUUGGUUUCAGGUCGUCAUCUUUUUGGAAUGGUGUGCCUGGCGGAAAAGAUUCCUAAAUUAUCUUCUGCCUCUAAAAAAUUAAAAAAUGCAUUUGCGUCUGAUGGUUUGGGAGUCUGUCGAUCUGUUGAGGAUACAUGCCUCUUGGACAAUUUCAAUGCAGCGGAUGAUGCUGAAAUUUGUCAGAUGGAUGCUGGGAAUAGUGUAAGUAAUAAAUCAGAUGCAUAUGAAGAUUUAGAAUUGUAUGUCUCUGGAAGGGUGGUCGCUAUGGCAAGUAGAGUUCCUCCUAAAAACCAGUAUGACGGAGUACAGAAUGAAGAUGCACAAGAUCAGAUACAUGUUUUUCUUACCUUGAACGAUAAUUCUGUGUCUGUGGAUGCUAGCAAAGGGGUUUACAAGGAAUCUAUUUUGACGGGUGCUGUUGGUGCAAGGAUUCCACUAGGAACUAUAAAGGGACUGCGCACCAGUCCUGAAGAGGGAUCAUGCUGUGUCUAUGAUUGCAGUAGUACCAAAACACAUGUGAUAAUGAAUCAUAGGACAUUGAUGGUGAAGCAUAUGCACUGGUAUGGAGUAGGAGAUAAAGUUUCUAUUGGUGAGUGUCGAUGCACCAGAGCCCAAUUGCCACCGAGCAAAUUUUGGCUGUUUGAGCCUCGUUGUGACAUGCACAACAUAGGUGGUUGGUAUGUUGAAACAUUCGGUAGAGAUAAGAGAGGUCGGACAGUUCCAUCUCACAGGUAUUGGGAUGGCUUUGAUGGAAAUGAACAAUAUGGCAAGAGUGACCUUGAGGACUUUGAGAUUCAAGAUUCAGAAUCAGUUUCAACUCUCAUGCUUCGUAAGCACAUUGCUUGUGAUGCUGACAACUGCAUGAUGGAGAGAGGUGAUUCUGUGGAUCUUGAACUCCUCUUGGCUACAUUUUAUGUGAGUGAGUGA
Molecule: messenger RNA, 1551 nt
Organism: Dovyalis caffra
Lineage: Eukaryota; Viridiplantae; Streptophyta; Magnoliopsida; Malpighiales; Salicaceae
Source: the annotation of a GenBank genome assembly